CAAAAUACCUCUUGCAAGCUCUCACUUUCCAAUAGCGGGGCAGAACUACCACACGCAAGCACAUGCCCCGCACUGCACCUGUAGUCUCUGCCCGGAUUGUCGCUUGCCACGGUAAGCCAAUCUUCUCUGUUGCUAUUCGAUUGGUUCUGGUCAAUCGUAGCUAUCGGGCAAUGCGAUGCUCUCCGUGCCGCAAUUCUCCACCCCGGACUUGUGUGCUGCUUCGUAUUUAAGAUGGGUUAAUCCGAAGCGGUUUAGUACAAUUAGACGGCCGCUUGGUGCAACGGCUGAGGUAACACCCCACUACACGGUUGUUUCUUGGCUAGAUACUGGCGUACGUGGAGAUACUUGGUCACCCAUAGACGUGGAAUGGUUAACUCUAGAUCAGCCUGGUGCGUACUGGUUGGUACCAGACAAAAGGUCCGUCACCUUGGCUUACUCCUCAACAGCUUUGGAGUCCAACCGACUAACGCUAGUUACAGGAUAUAUUUCCGCUCUACUGAUAUAGUAAAACUCGGACAUCGAUGGGACAUGAAGCAGCUAGACUAGCCAAUCACGGUGCACCGCAGUGAAGGCUAGGUGGUGAGCGUAUUUUCCUCUUAUGCGGCACCACCUCAAGUGAACAGUCU
This is a messenger RNA of Aspergillus welwitschiae, 626 nucleotides long. RefSeq lists its product as uncharacterized. The record is from RefSeq and is a predicted model, not a curated record. The transcript has a single exon. Bases 176 to 505 code for a protein of 109 amino acids. Lineage: Eukaryota; Fungi; Ascomycota; Eurotiomycetes; Eurotiales; Aspergillaceae.